Melanaphis sacchari is the source of this 582-nucleotide messenger RNA. It is a transcript of the gene Polr3K, whose product is annotated as DNA-directed RNA polymerase III subunit RPC10. Gene Ontology annotation, molecular function: DNA-directed RNA polymerase activity; zinc ion binding; nucleic acid binding. The coding region runs from base 201 to 560 and encodes 119 amino acids. The record is from RefSeq and is a predicted model, not a curated record. Lineage: Eukaryota; Metazoa; Arthropoda; Insecta; Hemiptera; Aphididae. Gene Ontology annotation, cellular component: RNA polymerase III complex. Gene Ontology annotation, biological process: DNA-templated transcription; termination of RNA polymerase III transcription. The transcript is spliced from 2 exons.
ACUCUAAUCAAUUAUCUCAAAAUAUAAAAUAAGUAAAUGAAGUUACUAAAUUUAUUAAAUUUCAAUUAUUCUGUAGUCUGAUAUUUUGGUAUAUUACGUAUUAGCAUACAUUUUAUAGUGCGUAGUGCGUUUAACAACUACUUAUAUAGUGUAUACAGUUUUAUUUGUAUUAUUAUAAAACAAAAUACUCAGUUUUCAAAAUGAGCAGCAAAGUGGUAAAUGAGAGUAGUAUGUGCUAUAUUGAUUUCUGUCCAAACUGUUCAAACAUUCUUCACCUGGACGAGUAUAUGGGCGAGAUGAGACAAAAAUGUCAAGUGUGUCCAUACUUCUCAGCAAUCAAAAAUGUCAUGCUUGCUUCCCGAUCGUUUUAUAAACUAAAAGAAAUAGACUCAGUUUUGGGAGGCAAAGCUGCAUGGGAAAAUGUAGAUUCAAUUGAUGUAGUUUGUAAUACAUGUAAUCAUGGCAGAGCAUACUUUUUACAAGUUCAAACUAGAUCAGCAGAUGAACCUAUGACUGUUUUCUAUAAAUGUUGUAACUGUGGACAUAGAUGGCGAGAAUAAAUUAUUAAUUAUAUAUAUAUUA